Manduca sexta (tobacco hornworm) is the source of this 2868-nucleotide messenger RNA. RefSeq names its product luciferin sulfotransferase. The record is from RefSeq and is a predicted model, not a curated record. Gene Ontology annotation, molecular function: sulfotransferase activity. Gene Ontology annotation, cellular component: cytoplasm. The transcript is spliced from 7 exons. Gene Ontology annotation, biological process: sulfation. Bases 128 to 1177 code for a protein of 349 amino acids. NCBI's taxonomy places the organism in Eukaryota, Metazoa, Arthropoda, Insecta, Lepidoptera, Sphingidae.
GCUUGUAAGUUGCAAGCUGCUCUAGAAGAUACUGAUUAGUUAUAUACAAGUUUCGGUAAAGACAACAUUGUGUGUAUGUGUACGAACCGAAGAAGCAAAAACUAGUUACCAAGUACACUUUGUUAAAAUGGCGGACAUAAUUGAAAACUUUCCUUUUGAAAUCCGAGAUUUUGAGUCAAAAGAAUCGGAAAUAGUGGAAAAAUCAUUUAAUGGGUUUAUGAAUAAAUUCGUUCGCAUUGGCCCCAAGGGCUAUUCCGCGCCUAAGUUGUACUUGAAAUAUGCAGCCAGUAUCUACAACAUGCCUUUGCGGCCCAGGGACACUGUCGUGGCGACAUAUCAGCGAUCAGGUACUACAAUGACGCAAGAAUUAGUGUGGCUGAUAGCAAAGGAUUUUGAUUACGAAACGGCCAAGUCAACCGUUCUUAUACAGAGAUAUCAGUUUGUGGAAAUGCCAAUGUUCAUGGACAUUAAAGCAAUAGAAGCGAUUGGAAAACAAUAUACCGGUGAAAAAGCUGAAGAAAUUUCAAAAUUUUGUUCUACGUUUCAAAUGUUACCUGUUGAAAUUCUAGCCAAAACACCCGACCCACGCUUCAUCAAAACACAUUUGCCUCUGUCAUUUCUGCCUCCCUCCCUCCUAGAUACUACGAAAGUGGUGUAUGUGGCUCGAGACCCAAGAGACGUCGCUGUGUCGUCAUACCAUCACUCGAAAUUAUUUGUGCAAAUGGGGUACAAUUCAGAUUUUAAGCAUUUCUGGAGCUUGUUCACUGGUGGUUUAUUUACUUUCACCCCCUACUUUGAACAUGUUAAAGAGGCUUGGGAAAAGAGACACCAUCCGAAUUUAUUGUUUUUAUUUUAUGAAGAUCUAAGAAAGGAUCUUCCUGCAAAUAUACGUCGCAUAGCAAAAUUCCUUGGCAAAGAGCCAUCAGAGGAACAAAUUCUAGGUCUUUGUGAUCAUAUGAAGAUAGACAACUUCAAAAACAAUAAGGCAGUUAACUUAGAAGAUAUGCGAGUUUUGGGGUUACUUUCAGAAGGAGAGCAAUUCAUUAGGCGAGGUAAAUCGGGCGGUUGGCGCGAUUAUUUCGAUGAGGAAAUGACCAAACAAGCAGAGAGUUGGAUAAUCGAGAACCUGCGAAACACCGACCUGCGGUUCCCCAGCAUGCAGGACAUACAGAUCUAAUACAUUAUCUUACCCGGACUGCUGUAUAAUAUAAACGAAUAAAAUUAAAGUACAAUGUGAUUCUAAGAUAAAGUUUUCUUAUGUAAGCUCUUUUAUUUUAUGUAAAUUAAUGCCGAAUAAUAACUGCCUGGCUGACCGUGCUGCGGUACGACAUCGCCCUGAAGUAUCGGGUCGGAAUCCUGAGUCAGGCAAAGUGAGAUUGGAUUUUUCUCUCAAGUACCAACUUGAAGUCUGGAUUUAUCUGUCUAGGCUAGUCUCCUAUCCACCCAUCACGCGACAGAACACACGCGGCCAAAAGUGGAUUCUCUAAUUACCUCUGCCACAUUAAAUACGACAAUUAUACGGCAAGGCUACAUAAAAUCUAAGUCUGAGUUAAUAAAUCAAAUAAACAAGGGAGGAACUUAUAUUCGAUUUAUUCCCUAUUGAUGUAUUGACAGACUUUUCCAACCAUCGCGAAUUCAAAAAUCUAAUUGUCUUUAUUGUUUGUGUGUCGUAAGUCCUAAACUGAGAGCAUUUUCUCACGUUGCAGUUGCUGGGUACCCCUCAUUGGUAAAGUGUAGCAAUCAUUUAGAUACUUAUUUCAAAUGUAUAUUUUUGAUACGAUUGUAUAAUAUUAUGUUCUGCUAUCCGUGCGAAGCCGGGAUGGAUCGUAAGUAUAUAUUAAAUUGCCAAAACCUGUUAGAAAAUGCAAAGAUUUUAAUGAUUAUACAAAUAUAUUAUUUCGACUAUUGCAUAAUAAAUGUUAUUAUACUGAAAUCAUUAAUGAUGUUAAAUGUAUUAUGUAUUUAAUUUUACUCUUAAAUCUUAAAAAAAAUGUGCCAUUAUGGCUGUACUGAUAAUUAUAAAUGUGUAUCAUCAUAAUUCCACCUGUGUACCACUAAAAUACUAUAGUUUUUUGUUUAAAACAAAACCAAUAUAUUUAGAAUUCCUGAAGCUUUAUCGAAGUACGAUUACUUAAAAAUAUGUAAAGCAUCGAUAUGCUUUACAUAUUUUUAUUUUCCUUUUUCGUAUAUAAGUAAAACAGUAGCUAAAUUUCCUAAAGGUCAACUUUUGUUGUUAAUAAUGACAGCAUAGAACAUUGAAUGCAAACCUUCAGUUGUUAACGUGGUUAACGUGUCAUUAUUUAUAAAAAAAAAUGACCCGAAACGUAUCAUCCAGGACCAGUUUCAUCUAUCCGAGUGCCCCUUUUUAGUGACUUUUUUAUAACCCCAACUUAGUAUUGUUUUGUUUUUAUCGGGACUCGGCAAAGUGGCUUCACUGCACCUGAUGUUAAGAGAAGUGAAGCUCAAAGAAAGAUGCACAUAGAAUGUUUAGCAUAUUACUCGCGUGCCCGAAUUAUUUUGUCACGUGCCACCACUGGCACUCGUGCUACUGGUUCGCUAUCCCUGGCAUAGGAGUGAGUAUGUUGUGAGUUAGUUCUUUUAGUAACACAACACGAUCGUUUGAAUAGAACAAACCGAGCUGCUAACGAGUUGGUAACAACCGUACGAUGCUGUUUUAGUGUUUGCGUUUUGUUAAGUUUUCUAGAUAUAAUAUCAUAUGUUUAUAUGCAAUAAGCCACUGUUAUUUACUUGCAUUACUUAUUGUGUAAUAGUAACUUAUCUUAAUCGUGUGUCAAAAUUAUAUCUACACGAGGUAGUGUUGUUAAAAUUUACAACUAAAUUUAUUUAAUAAAUGUUAGUUUUCUUAAA